Sphenostylis stenocarpa is the source of this 1824-nucleotide messenger RNA. Lineage: Eukaryota; Viridiplantae; Streptophyta; Magnoliopsida; Fabales; Fabaceae. The record is from the annotation of a GenBank genome assembly.
AUGAAUAGCAGAACACGCACCACUCUUCACUCAAGGAAACCUCCUUUAAAUGAUGCCAAAGGGAAGAUGGAAACUGGAGGGAAGAGAACAAUGGGUGGGCACAAGAAUGGGCGUCGAUCCAAUCGAGAAAGGAAGAUGGCUUUGAUUCAAGAUGUAGAUAAGUUGAAGAGGAAGCUCAGACAUGAAGAGAAUGUUCAUAGAGCUUUAGAAAGAGCAUUCACAAGGCCUUUGGGAUCUCUGCCUCGUCUUCCUCCUUAUCUGCCACCUUAUACAUUGGAGCUGUUGGCUGAAGUAGCAGUGUUGGAGGAGGAGGUGGUUAGACUUGAAGAGCAGGUUGUGAACUUUCGGCAAGGUUUAUAUCAGGAAGCUGUGUACAUUUCCUCCAAGAGGAAUGCAGAGAAUUUGAAUGACCCCAUUGACCAAAACACCAUCAGGAGUUCCAAGCAUCAGAGAUCAAAAUCUAUGUCUCAAAGUGAGUUCAAUUCAACUAUGAUGGGUAGGUCUCAGCCUUCUCUUGCCAGAAGUGCUUCCAGCAGAAAGCUGUUGUUCUCUUCUGAAACUAUCAAUGAGCACACUGGGAAGCUAGUUCAUGGAAAGCAAUCGCACAGAAAGCAAGAUUCAUUCUCAUCUAUCCCAGAAGAGGGAAGGGGAAAAGAGAAUCGAUCAUUUUGUAACUUUGUGAAGGAAAAGCAAUCACCGGAGAAGAAAACAACAACCAAAGUUAUUACUCCAAUAAAGAAAUCUCCACUUAAACAAGAAUCAGCUGAGAAGUGCAUGGAUCAAUUGAAGUUACAGUUGGACUGGAGAUUAGCAGAUCAUGAAAGGGCUCAGAGUUCUUCAAGUUCAUCAGAUGAUAAGGUGUCAGAAGUUGAUAGCACACCUAAUAGAGUUUCAGAGGAUAUUGUCAAGUGCUUGAGUAGUAUUUUUGUUAGAAUUGGUACAUCCAAGGACAAAAUUGGGGAAGCAAAAACACCUUCACGCAUUGCAUCAGCUUUCAACCAAUUCGGCAAGGAAAAGGAUCAAUUGUGUGAUCCUUAUGGUAUCUGCUCAGAAUCCAAAACAAGAGAAGUUGGUCCAUAUAAAGGUUUAUGUGAAGUUAAAGCCUCCAGUGUUGAUCUGAACCGGGCAACAAAUGCUGUGUUUCUGAUCCACCGAUUAAAGUUUUUACUCGGGAAACUAGCUUCUCUCAACUUGAAGGGUCUUACUCAUCAGGAAAAACUUGCGUUCUGGAUAAACACUUACAAUUCCUGCAUGAUGAAUGCAUAUUUAGAGCACGGCAUCCCUGAGAGUCCAGAAAUGGUUGUAGCAUUAAUGCAGAAGGCAACGAUUGUAGUGGGGGGCCAGUUGCUCAAUGCAAUUACAAUAGAGCAUUUCAUCUUGAGACUACCUUAUCACCUCAAGUUUACGUGUCCAAAAGCUGCAAAAAAUGAUGAGGUUAAAGCACCAAGCAUAUUUGGCCUGGAAUGGUCUGAGCCCUUAGUAACAUUUGCACUUUCCUGUGGAAGCUGGUCUUCACCUGCAGUGAGAGUUUAUACAGCAUCGAAAGUUGAUGAUGAGUUAGAAGCAGCAAAGAGAGACUAUUUACAGGCUUCAGUUGGCAUCACAAAAUCAAACAAGUUAGUAAUCCCCAAGUUGUUGGACUGGUAUUUGCUGGACUUUGCGAAGGACUUGGAAUCUUUGUUGGACUGGGUUUGCCUCCAACUACCAGACCAAAUGAGAAACCAAGCAGUUGAAUGUCUUGACAGAAGGGGAAGAGACUCUCUAUCACAGAUGGUACAAAUGAUGCCCUAUGAUUUCAGUUUCAGGUUGCUUUUACACCAGUAA